Cuscuta epithymum is the source of this 2123-nucleotide messenger RNA. The record is from the annotation of a GenBank genome assembly. Lineage: Eukaryota; Viridiplantae; Streptophyta; Magnoliopsida; Solanales; Convolvulaceae.
GGGCCGAGUCCGCCUAUAUAAAUUGUAGAUAAAUACUCGUAGUCAAAAGCAUGCUUAAAUUUUCCGCCAAAUCUGAAAACGUCAGAAAGCGAUAAACUAUGUGUUCGUCAGAGUCGCGGCUUCGCGCCACCCAAAGCCCUAGCCAGUGGAGGUUCGUAUGGGAAGCUCAGUCUCAUAUUCCAAUCCUUCGAUUAUAUCUUUUCAACCCGAACUUCAAACCCGCAGCUGCUUGCACCCAUCUCCGAGUCGACGCAAACUUGGAGCUGUUUUUUCUCAGUGUAUGCUUCAUUGAAAAUGAUGCUGAAUCUCAACUCGAGACCUCGCUUAGGGUACCUAUUCCGAGGGUUUUGGUCGAUUCCGAAUCUCCCGUUCAUUCUAGAGUUCUGGACGAUCACAUUGAAGUUAGGCUCGCCCUUCUCCUCCCUGUUGACCAUCCACUCGGUUCCAAUUUUGACUCUGCAAUAGGCUCACUUGAAAAACAAGAACGCAAUGGUGGAAAUUUUGCAUCAGAUGAGGCCAAUGUAUUAUCUACGGGUUUUGAUCUACAACGACUAUCUGCUGCUGAUGAAGUGCACUUUUACUGCCGAAGUUGCUCAACAAAGUUGACUAGGGGUAUCAGUACUUUCAAAGAGAUGCCAUCGGUUCACUGGAGAGAUGUCGCAGACAAUUGGUUUGGCACAUGUUGUUGCUCGUUUGGUGGAAUAAGUGAAAAGCUGGUUUUAAAUUAUGCAAAAUCUUAUUCUAGUGCAUCAGGCUUGUGCCUAUUAAGUGAGACAUCUGUUGUCAUAAGCAAAUAUGACUUUUUGGAAGGUGAAUUUACCAAUAUUAGCAAAGUAAAAAAAAUUGACCCUGACAUAAUAUCAGAUACGUAUUCGAGCAUACCGGUUGGUAAUGAAAAUGAUCAACAUAGAAAUCUCGGUGGUGAUAGUCAUUGUGAGGUGCAUGCAAUUAAAAAGAGCGCCUAUGUAAAUUGUUGCACUAUUGAUUCAUGUGAAAAUCCUUUGGGACAGUAUGAGACUUCUGUGGAUUCGGAGCUCCAAGUGGAUCAGAAUAUAUUUCUUAAUGGUUAUCUUGGAGAUGUUUUCAUGGCAAGGCCCUCCAAUCUUUCAAAAGAUAUUGAGUGGAUAGAGUUUUUUUGUCCUAAAUGUGCAUGUCUUCUUGGUGCAUAUCCUAGACGUAAUGAUCAUGGACCUUUGGAUGAUGGAGUUCGGCUCUAUAAAUUCUACAUUUCAACUUCUUUGUCUGCCAAUGGAGCACAUGAUUUAUUUAGGAGUUAUAGCUUUGAGAGGAUGUUCACUAGGCAGUUGCUGGAAAGUGCAAAUGAUGAACUUUCAUUUAGGACAGUUGUUAGAGAUCUGCAAAAUCAUCAUCAUUCCCUUCAGAUUGUUCUUUUGAACCCAAAUAUAUGGAGCCAUGCUGGAUUUUGUUUGCUUGCCAUAGAACCAGUUCCCAAGAUAAAUGUGUACCCUGUGAUCAAGGUCUUAUUUUCUCCCAACAUCAAUGACGUGCAGCUCGAACCCAGGAAUGUAGAAUGGGUAACUAAAAAGCAAGCUCAAGAGGUUUACCUGUUGCCAUCUCAAAUAAAAGAACUGAUUGCAAAUUUGGAGAAAGCUCAAAGUACGUAUCCACCAUCACAUAAAUUCUCACAGGGGUUCUCUGUGUCAUCCUUGAAGACUUGAAUGGCCAGGCCAAUCAAUGCUUUCCUUGGAAUUGCAUGGUUUAAUGGAGAGGAAACAGCCGAUGAUUCAUCAAUAAUGUUAUUUCUUCAGUGAUGGGUGGGUUUUACAGGACUGUAGUUGUUUAAGGCAGCGGUGGUUGUUCUGGCUCUGGCUGUGUGGAGGUACAGGAGUUGGAAGCAUUUAGACUUCCAGAACCCCCCUCUCGGCUUAAAGGAGGAUGGGCACAUGCUGACAUUAAGGGGCCGUUUGGAAAUGGACCAGCUGUUUGGGCUGAAAAGCCUGUAAAGACUGAAUAUGUUGAAGUGAAAGUGUUUGGUAAUAUGUUGGCUGGAAUAGCUGAUUGACUGAUUGAAUGUAAAAUUACCAUCAAGGGUAUUUGCUUAUUUGUAUUAAAUAUAUGGUGUGCACUUUAGUACUCCGUAGUAAACUACAUAGUAUUUUUGC